Brassicogethes aeneus is the source of this 1482-nucleotide messenger RNA. NCBI's taxonomy places the organism in Eukaryota, Metazoa, Arthropoda, Insecta, Coleoptera, Nitidulidae. The record is from the annotation of a GenBank genome assembly.
GACAUUUGUGACGUUAUGUGACCUAUAAACUUCAACCUACAAAUAGAUCAUGAUGCAAACAUCAAAAUUUUUACUAAAAGCUGGAAACCUCGUUAAAAAUGAUUUGAGGUUGAGAAACAAAUCUCACUUGGAAGCCCUAAAAGAGAAGAUUUCCAAGGGCCCCACGUUGCAGGAUUUCAUCGAAAGCACUAAUCCAGUGUUGGAGGAUGACCCGGAGGCGUGGAAGGAGUACGAGGGGAAGUUAAAGAGGGAAAAGGGGGAAAAUCAGAGGUUACGAUUACCGCCUUGGUUAAAACGUACAAUACCUACAGGUAAAAACUUUAGUCGCCUUAAGGAGCAAUUGAGGGACUUAAAUUUGCACACUGUGUGUGAGGAGGCAAGGUGCCCCAAUAUAGGAGAGUGCUGGGGAGGGGGCGAACAUGGAACAGCUACUGCUACCAUAAUGUUGUUGGGUGAUACUUGCACAAGGGGUUGCAGGUUUUGUUCCAUCAAAACAUCAAGAAAUCCCCCUCCACCUGAUCCAAAGGAACCUGUAAAUACAGCAACAGCUAUAGCAACAUGGGGGUUAGAUUAUGUGGUUUUAACGUCUGUUGAUAGAGAUGACUUACCAGAUGGUGGUUCAAUGCAUUUUGCAGAAACUGUCAGGGAAAUAAAAAGACAGAACUCUGAUAUUUUGGUGGAAUGUUUGGUUCCCGACUUUAGGGGUAAUUUGGACCAUGUAAAAAACAUUGUAGAAUGUGGUCUUGAUGUGUAUGCACAUAAUAUUGAAACAGUGGAAUCAUUAACUCCCUUUGUGAGGGAUAGGCGUGCUCAAUAUAGGCAGUCCCUUGAAACUCUAGCAGCUGUCAAAAAGUUCAACCCCGAUUUAAUCACAAAAUCCUCCAUAAUGUUGGGUUUAGGUGAAUCUGAUGAGGAAGUUCACCAAACUUUAAAAGAUCUUAGGGAAAAUGAUGUUGACUGCGUAACUUUGGGCCAGUACAUGCAACCCACCAAAAGACAUCUCAAAGUGGUUGAAUAUGUGACCCCAGAAAAAUAUUUGCACUGGGAAAAAAUUGGUAAAGAAAUGGGUUUCCUUUAUGUAGCAAGUGGUCCAUUGGUAAGAAGUUCCUACAAAGCUGGGGAAUUCUUUAUUGCCAGUAUAUUGAAGAACAGAAAAAUUAGUAAGGCUUAAAUAUUGUAAAUAAAUGUCUAUUAUUGUAUAAAAUAAAACUAAAUAUUAUUUUAACAAUCGUUUUAUUUACACCUAGACUAAAUCAACAAAAACUAAAAUAUAUCUGAACCAGUUUGUCUUGCUCUAUUAUAAGCAUCUUCUUUGGUUAAUUUUUCCUCAGCUGAAGGUUCUAAAGGAGUUCCAUCAUUGUUUAAUUUACCCUCUUUUAAAUCUUGGGCUAUUUUUGGAGCAUAAACAACAUUAAACAAAUCUUCAGCUGUGAAUUCUGAUUGGACCACAUCUGGGGUUUUAUAUGAAACAUAGGGCUUCAA